This is a messenger RNA of Anas platyrhynchos (mallard), 2590 nucleotides long. RefSeq names its product leukotriene C4 synthase. The record is from RefSeq and is a predicted model, not a curated record. Lineage: Eukaryota; Metazoa; Chordata; Aves; Anseriformes; Anatidae. Gene Ontology annotation, cellular component: endoplasmic reticulum; nuclear envelope; membrane. Gene Ontology annotation, biological process: leukotriene biosynthetic process. Gene Ontology annotation, molecular function: glutathione transferase activity; leukotriene-C4 synthase activity; enzyme activator activity.
UGUUGGCCGUAGAAGAGGAGUUAUUACUUAUUUGCAUGUAUUGAUGCUUUUGAUGAUGACUAAGCAAGGGUAGCUUCUUGGCACUGCUUUUAUACCAACAUGCCCUCUAGACAGAUUUAAUACGCACAUAGAUAAAGGUCAUCAGCCUCCUUUAGAAGAAAGCUAUAAAAAAUGCCUCCAAAUUAUCCCUGACUGAAUGAGAAUCAUACAUUUAUUUACAUAGUUUCCCAAAGGCUUUAAAGGGAGGCUUCCCACCGUUGCUGCUGAAGCAUUUUAUCUCUGCUGAGAUGAAAACCACUGCCAGUAGGGCCAAAGGUUGAAGCAGCCCAUAGGAGAUUUGGCCCUUAAAACUUCUACGAUAACCAAUUACUUGAGAACGUUUGUGUGACCUCUUUGAUAUGGCACAGACCCAGAAAUCUCGGGAAUUACAGCCGAAAUCAGUCCAGCUCAACGGGCUAACCUGCUUCUCCAAUAUCUACCCAGUUCAUACACCGAGCGACACUUCGCAGGAUGUCAGCCUGAACGUCGCUGGCAAAACCAACUGUCUGCCGCCUCGCUCUGUGAAAAGAGGAGCCUCUGUACAGCUCCGCAUUUUAGGAAGCUGCUUCUUGCCACUUCUUGCAAAGUUUUCAAGGUUAUUGCGAAAUGCCAGGCCCUGGAUGCACGUCAAAAUGCCCAGGAGGUCGGAGCCAGCCUGCACCUUCCCGGGAGCCCCGGUUGGAAGCGCAGAGCAGAAAUCGGCUGCAGCUGUCCCUGUUUCUUAGGAAUGGCAGAGGUUGUUAACAAGUGAUGAAAUAAUGAAUUGCUGUCUUCUUGCCACGUUUUUCUUCAUGCCUGCCCUUCCUUUUGCAGCUGCAAAAUCCAAGAACUCAAAGGAAGUCUUGACACAUGUUGAUCUGAGACAAUGGAAGCUCCCCGCAGCCGCGGGAGCACAGGAAGGCGUUUUUGCCCCCUCCGCUGUCCCAGCCCAAGGGAGGGGUUAGCUGAGCAGCCUGAGGUGCUCGGGGCUCUUCUCUGAUUCUUUAGAAUCAAAAACCAAAAAUCUUCUAUUUCUGUGUGGCUUUGAAUUCUUUUGAACUAAAAAAAAAUCCACCUUUUUUAAUUAUCCCCCUCUUUAUUUUUUUUAUUUUUUUUCUCUCUGACUUUUAAUUCUUUUGAACCCCAAAUUCUCUUUUUCUGCGUGGCUGCUGCAAAGACACUCACUGCUCCCGCGUGCAGUUCUGCUGUCCCAGGUUUGGAUGUGCUCGGUGGCCGCAGAAGCAUUAGAAACGAAAGGAAGCACGAGUGCCAGCGGGGUUCGAAAACUCUGCUAUAUUUUUACGAUGCCUUUGGAAGGAUGAGGAGCCUCAGUGCUUCGCAGCUGAAGGAUCUCUCCUGUUCGAUUAGAGCCAGCCUAUGCUGCCGGCUGCCACCGCCGACCACCACAUCAGCAAGGACUGAACCCGGUCAGAGGAGCUCCUGCUCAGGAAAUCAGGUUUUCCAGCCUGGAAGAAUCAAUAUGUUGGAUCAGAUCCAUCUGCUGGCUGCCGUGACAGUUCUGGGAGUCCUGGAGCAAGCCUACUUCCUCCUCCAGGUGAUCUAUGCCAGGAGGAGGUUUGGCAUUUCUCCUCCAAAUAUCUCAGGACCACCUGAAUUCGAGAGGAUCUUUCGAGCACAGGUGAACUCCUCCGAGUAUUUUCCCAUCUUUGUGGCACUCCUGUGGCAGGCUGGACUCUUCUUCCAUCAAGGUCUGGCUGCAGCCCUGGGUCUGCUCUAUCUCUACUCCCGCUACUGCUACUUUGUGGGAUAUAGGGCAUCGUCCUCAGAAAGGCUCGCCCCCAUCUACUUUAGCACUGGGGUUCUCUGGAUCCUCGUGGCAGCAUCAGCCCUGGGCCUCCUGCAUUUCUUCCUCUCUCACUACACGGGGCUGAACGUCCUCCGGCUGCUGGCAGCGUGACGCCCCGUCCCUCAUCUGUGUCCUCGCCUCCGUGUCCUGCUGCUUCUCAGAUGUGAUAGCAGACGGCUUGCACUGAGUACAGCCCUUGGUGGCAAAUCCGCCCUCACCUGAGCUUUAAACACCUCCCUCCCUGCUGCCCUGUGCUGGCAGGAACCACGGAGCUAUUCCAGAGGUAUUUUUCCUCAUGUGCUCUUUGAGCCAAUUGCAAAUAUCUGGCAACUCUGUCAUGACCGAUGCCGAAACAACAACGCCCUGAAAAAAAGGAGAACUUUAGGAAAACAGGACACAGAAAAGUGAGCUCAUCUCAGCCCCAGCUUCCCAGCCAGGGCAGAUGCCGAGGCGUUCCCAUUCUCCCUGUGGGUACGUCCAGCCCAGGCACCACUGCUGGGGUCAGUGCCAGCUUUCUGGGGCCCACACCUAGGAAAGGCAUUUGUCUGGAGCCACCUGUGGGCUGGGGCAGGGCGAGGGGCGAGGGAUAAAGUGGAGCAGCCGUAAAUGUGCCAAUGGUCUGCUCCGAGCAGCUUGCAAGACAGCAGAGCCAGGGGGAGAGGGAGCAGACUCACCACUACUGCACAUGUAACUUUGAAAAUCGCUGAGCAACAACGUGCGCGGGAGCUACUGCCAAUAAAAAGGCGCUGAGCUUGCUGUGCUGUG